GCAGUGGAACUGAAGAGUUAGUGGUGCUGUGAGUUUACCUAGUGGCGGUGCUAUAAGAUCAAGAUGGGGGACGGGGUGGCUUUUGAGGCCGCCAGGAAGAUCAUCAUGCACCCGCUCUACGCGUCGAGGUCGUCACCCUGGCUCGACCUGAGGGUGUUCUACGUGAGGGUCAGCAACUGCGUGGUGGACGAGUCUGCGCCGGAGCACCUCACGCUCAACCACAUCCCGCUGUCUCCUGAUACCGUCAUCGAGGUCAAUGGACGGAGGAGCAGCAUGCACACCGAGUUCGUCUCGUCGUCCCUCAGAAGGGACAGGAUCGACAAGAAGACCGAGGAAGCCACGUAUGUGAGCACGGAUAGCAUAAGGAUGACAGGGAGCGUGAGGUUUCAGGUGUUUGACAAGAAUGAUCUCUUGCUCACUGGAGACCUGGAGUUAUGCAAUGCCAAUGGAGUGGUUGGGGAGCCGAAGAACAGCAGCAAGAAGUGGAAUAUGAAGUGCCAGUCGUCAGCAUCGUGCAAUGGUUUCUUGAAAGGGAAGAUGUCCACAGGCCCGGAGUCUGCCCAUCCUGUUGUCGAGGUUUAUGUUGCUGGCACUUUCUCUGGCACGCCUAUUAUACUAACCAAGACGAUCCAGUAUAUUUCACGAAGGAAGUCCCAGAUGAAACUGAAGCUUGAUUCCAUCCCUGAGAAUGAAGCAACUGAACUUCAGAAAGAGAACUCACAUGAGGACCUGUUGAAGGUAUCAGAAUACCACGAUCUGAAAUCCGAAACAGAUGUGGACGUCGACUAUAACAGCUUGUAUGCAAGGCAGGACUUUCUAGAUGGCGAGGAUGGUGCGCUUUCAUGGUUUAAUGCCGGUGUGCGGGUUGGAGUUGGGAUCGGCCUUGGCGUAUGCGUGGGUGUUGGACUGGGCGCGGGUCUGCUGAUCCGGACGUACCAAAGCACCAGCAGGAACUUCAGGCGACGACUACCCUGAUGGCCAAACUUCUCACAAAUAUAGAUAUGUAUUUAUCUCGACCUUGUAGGAGACUAACUGUCCAUCUUUCAUGUCCAUGCUAGUGAUGAUAGAUGAGCGAGGCCCUUUGUUCUGGUAUCUGGUGCUUUCUUGUGUGAACUGCCAAUCAUUUUUGCCCUCUUGAGGUGUAAAUGCGAGUAUGUAUAGUAAGAAUAAGUGUCGAGUUGCUUGCUGUCACUGUGAGCAUUAGAUGGUUCUUUCUGAACUAAAUGUGUUGAUGAAUGAACGUAAGUGACCGACAAGUGCAGCGUAUGGUCUUUGAGGGUGAUGCCACACCUAAGAAUUGUUGGAAGUCA
This is a messenger RNA of Lolium perenne, 1310 nucleotides long. RefSeq lists its product as uncharacterized. Gene Ontology annotation, molecular function: phosphoglycerate dehydrogenase activity. NCBI's taxonomy places the organism in Eukaryota, Viridiplantae, Streptophyta, Magnoliopsida, Poales, Poaceae. The record is from RefSeq and is a predicted model, not a curated record.